AUGGAACCUGAACCUAGAAUCGUUGGACAUGGUUUGACGGCCAUCGUCACAACAGUCGAUGACAAAACCGUCCUGAAAGGAUACGAAGUCUGGAGCAAGGGCAAGCUACGGGCUAAGUGCGGGGAACCGAGCGAGGACCGCUUGGUAAGGGAAGAUAUCGUCUACCAACACCUUGGCCACCAUCCGUUCAUCCUCCAAAGCUUUGGCCUCAAGGAGGUCCGACCCGGAGUCCACUCCCUGUGCCUGGAGAUGGCGCCUCUCGGAUGCAUACGGCUACACACGCAAAGCACACUGAGCCCCGUCAACUUACUCCUCCCAAAGCUUCCAGAUCCGCCUCUCAACGCCCGAUUACAGAUGGCCCUUGACGCCGCUAGGGCGCUCAGCUACGUCCACUCGCGCGGGGUUCUGACCUGCGACUUCAGUUACCGAAAGAUCUUCCUCUUUCCCGAUUUCCGCAUUAAGCUCGGCGACUUUGGCGGUGCCCUCCUCCAGGGCCACAGCUUUAAGAACGACCAAAACUAUGAGGGACGGUAUCAGUUACCGCUCCGGGGGAGGGACUUCGACGACCUCGACAUGGUAAAGCAAGAGCUUUUUGCCCUCGGCGUUGUCAUUUACGAAAUUACUAUGUGGAGAAGACCGUUCGACGAUCUUAGCGAGGACAGUUGUGGGGUUGAUGUCAGGUACGCACGGGAGGAGUUUCCACUGCUUGAGCCUGAUAAUCCUGUUAGGGAUGUAAUUAAGGGGUGCUGGAUGGACAGAUUCGAUAGGGCUGGUCAGGUUGUCGACGGUUUGGAACGUUGUCUCAGAAUUAGUGAAAACAACUAA
Molecule: messenger RNA, 825 nt
Organism: Dichotomopilus funicola
Lineage: Eukaryota; Fungi; Ascomycota; Sordariomycetes; Sordariales; Chaetomiaceae
Product: kinase-like protein
Exons: 1
Coding region: 1-825 (274 amino acids)
Biological process (GO): signal transduction; protein phosphorylation
Cellular component (GO): cytoplasm
Molecular function (GO): protein kinase activity; ATP binding
Source: RefSeq, a predicted model, not a curated record